UAAAUAAUCUAAACGUUGAUUGCCAAAAGAAAAAGCAAAAAAAAUACAAUAAUAACAAGUACCUCAAAUUUUCAAUCAUUUGUUAAAAAAAAAUCAAUUUUCUACUUUUUAUUGAAAAAAAAACCCCACGAAGCUCAAACCUCUAAACAAUGUCCCCACCCCCCAUUUCCCUCCAUUCAAAAAGCCCAUUUUACGGCCCAAUCCCUCCUCUUCAUAACAUUAACCUCUCUCCUCCCUCCUCCCCACCUUUCUCUCUCCUCCCACAAAUCCCAUGGAUCAACAACCAGCAACACUACCAGUAGAAAACCAACAACAACAACAAGAAAAACAACAACCACUAGUAAUAAACCAAAAACUCGAACAACCGUCAGAACAACCACCGCAACAACAACAACAACAAUGGACAACAACAACACCACCAAUGGACGAACUCACCGACGACCUAGAAAGCAUGAGUUUCAACUCAACAACAACAACAACAGCACCACGAAGCACAUCAUCUUCUUCAGAAACCACAACAACAACAUGGACAACAGCUUCAUCUUCUCACCAUUCUCAAUCUCUCUCCUCUGACCCUCGUUCUUCAGCGGUCAAAUCUCUCUCCUCCAUUUCAAUCUCUGACCUCCGUUUCCUCUCUCGGCUCGGCUCCGGUGAUAUCGGGUCUGUUUACUUAGCCGAACUUAAAGACGUUGAAGGGACCCACUUUGCUGCUAAAGUUAUGGAUAACCGUGAACUUGCUGCUCGUAAUAAACAUGGUAGAGCAAGGGCAGAACGGGAAAUUCUUAAGAUGCUUGAUCAUCCUUUCUUGCCUACUUUAUAUGCUAGUGUUGAAUCUCCUAAAUGGUCUUGUUUGUUAACGGAGUUUUGUAACGGUGGUGAUCUUCAUGUUCUCCGUCAACGUCAACCGUUUAAACGCUUCGAAGAGUCUGCCGUCAGAUUUUAUGCAUCAGAAGUGGUAGUAGCACUUGAAUACAUCCACAUGAUGGGAAUAGUAUACCGUGAUCUAAAGCCUGAAAAUGUCUUAGUUAGAUCAGAUGGUCAUAUUAUGCUCACAGAUUUUGAUCUAUCUCUAAAAUGUGAUGACCAAUCUACCCCUACUCCACAAAUAAUCACAUCCUCAAACCAAAACCCUCAACAGCCAACCCAACACCCGAACCUAUUAGGUUCGUGUCGUAACCCUAAUGCAAACUCUUCAUGCAUCCUACCCAACUGCAUUGUACCUUCCGUGUCUUGUUUUAACCCGAACCGAAAGAAAAAAUGGAAAACGAAGAAAAAAACUAGUAAAAGGUUUGAGCCAGAGUUUGUUGCCGAGCCUGUGGAUGUGCGGUCCAUGUCAUUUGUUGGGACCCAUGAGUACCUAGCCCCGGAGAUCGUGUCUGGAGAAGGACAUGGGAGCGCGGUUGAUUGGUGGACACUUGGCGUAUUUAUAUUCGAGCUUUUUUAUGGAACGACACCGUUUAAAGGUUCGGAUAAUGAAAUGACAUUAGCAAAUAUUGUGGCUCGGGCAUUGGAAUUUCCCAAAGAGCCCUCAAUCCCAAGUUCGGCAAAGGACUUGAUAUCACAACUUUUGGCUAAAGAUCCGACCCGGAGGUUCGGUUCGAUAAUGGGAGCGACACCUAUAAAACAACACCCAUUUUUUAGUAACGUUAAUUGGGCGUUGUUAAGGUGUAUGAAACCACCAUUUGUACCACCCACAUUUAGUGUCAGUAGUGCUGGAGGUAGGGAGGUUGUUUCAGAUGAAAGUUGUCCUGAUACACCUGUGGAAUAUUAUUAGUGAAUAAUUAGAAUAAUUAUUGGUAAAUUAUAUUCUUAAUCAAAUGGUUAAAUUUUCAUUAUUUUCAUUAA
Molecule: messenger RNA, 1845 nt
Organism: Beta vulgaris subsp. vulgaris (sugar beet)
Lineage: Eukaryota; Viridiplantae; Streptophyta; Magnoliopsida; Caryophyllales; Amaranthaceae
Product: serine/threonine-protein kinase D6PK
Exons: 2
Coding region: 272-1774 (500 amino acids)
Biological process (GO): protein phosphorylation
Cellular component (GO): plasma membrane; nucleus; cytoplasm
Molecular function (GO): protein serine/threonine kinase activity; ATP binding
Source: RefSeq, a predicted model, not a curated record